CUGGAAGCUGAAGCAAUGCCCUGGAAGCUUUACCCUACUAGAACAAGGACUUAUGUGAAUAUAUCAGUGUUUUAUCAGCCUGAAAUCUUCCAGUUGAGAUGGGUAAAGACUUCCGGUACUAUUUCCAGCAUCCGUGGUCCCGAAUAAUUAUUGCUUACCUGGUGACCUUCUUCAACUUUCUGAUUUUUGCCGAGGAUCCAGUAUCUCACAGCCAGACUGAGGCUAAUAUAAUUGUUGUUGGAAAUUGUUUCUCUUUUGUAUUUUAUAAAUACCCUGGAGGUGGAUGGAAUGUUCUCAAAGUGAUCCUCUGGAUAAUUGCUAUUAUAACUGGGCUGAUUGCAGGAAAGUUCAUUUUUCACCAACGCUUGUUUGGUCAAUUGCUUCGGCUGAAAAUGUUUCGUGAUGAUCAUGGAUCGUGGAUGACAAUGUUCUUCAGCACAAUUCUCUUCCUCUUCAUCUUUUCACAUAUCUACAAUUUGUGUCUUCUCAUGGCUGGGAACAUGAGCUCGUACAUUAUAAAUGACUUCAUGGGUAUCAGAAAUGAAAGUUUUAUGAAAGUGGCAGCUGUUGGAACUUGGAUGGGAGACUUUGUCACUGCAUGGAUGGUCACUGACAUGAUGCUUCAGGAUAAGAAAUAUCCAGAUUGGGGCAAGUCUGCCCGAGCUUUUUGGAGGAGGGGAAACACACGCAUAGUACUAUUCUGGACUGUUUUGUUCAGUCUGACCUCUGUGGUUGUUCUUGUCAUUACUACUGACUGGAUAAGCUGGGACAAGCUGAAUCGGGGAUUUCUACCAAGUGAUGAGGUCUCAAGAGCUUUUUUGGCAUCAUUUAUUUUGGUUUUUGACCUUCUUAUUGUUAUGCAGGACUGGGAAUUCCCUCACUUCAUGGGUGAUGUUGAUGUAAAUCUCCCUGGGUUGCCUAGUGCUCAUAUGCAGUUUAAACUGCCGCAUUUUCAGCGAAUUUUUAAAGAUGAAUAUCACGUUCAUAUAACAGGUAAAUGGUUUAACUACGGAAUCAUCUUCCUUGUCUUAAUGCUUGAUCUUAACAUGUGGAAGAACCAAAUAUUUUACCAGCCCUCAGCCUAUGGACAAUAUUUAGGUCCAGGACAGCAGAUAUAUACUGUUGAAGACACAGAAAGUUUAAAAUAUCUUAAUAAAACAACGUUAACAUGGGAGUGGAGAUCAAAUAAUACAGACCCAUAUACCAACAGGACUUACGUAGAGGGAGAUAUGUUCCUACACAGUAGAUUCAUUGGAGCAAGUCUCAAUGUGAAAUGCUUGGCUUUUAUUCCAAGUCUUCUGGCUUUUGUUCUAUUUGGAUAUUUCAUUUCAUUCUUUGGCCGAUUCCUUAAAAGUGAACAAAGAACGGAGAAGAAAGAUAAAUCAUAUAAACGAAUCAAUAGAAAAUCUCCUUCUGAGCACAGCAAAGAAAUGGGUAUGACCAUUGAGAACUUGCAAGCUGUCGUGGAAGAACCUUUAUACUUGCAUGAUCCCACAUUGGUAUCGGUGAGGGCAAAGCCAAGUGAAAUAAACUGCUACCCUACUCCUGCAGAGAAUGUAAGCUCCGUGUCACAAGUAGAGCCAACUGAAGACAUUAUUCCCAUGAAUGAUUCUGUUAGUUAA
This is a messenger RNA of Bombina bombina (fire-bellied toad), 1622 nucleotides long. It is a transcript of the gene TMEM117, whose product is annotated as transmembrane protein 117. NCBI's taxonomy places the organism in Eukaryota, Metazoa, Chordata, Amphibia, Anura, Bombinatoridae. The transcript is spliced from 8 exons. The coding region runs from base 99 to 1622 and encodes 507 amino acids. Gene Ontology annotation, biological process: intrinsic apoptotic signaling pathway in response to endoplasmic reticulum stress. The record is from RefSeq and is a predicted model, not a curated record.